Molecule: messenger RNA, 615 nt
Organism: Mytilinidion resinicola
Lineage: Eukaryota; Fungi; Ascomycota; Dothideomycetes; Mytilinidiales; Mytilinidiaceae
Exons: 2
Coding region: 167-589 (140 amino acids)
Cellular component (GO): mitochondrion
Source: RefSeq, a predicted model, not a curated record
CAACGUUUUCCUAAUGAACCGCUCUACAGAGAAUUUUAUAGCCAUCAAAAGUUGGACCCGAAGGUGCAAAUAGACAGUUUGCUGGAUUAUCUGAAAAUCCGGCGACAUCACUACCAUCAUCGACUAGCAGCACAGCACGAUUCUUCCCAUAUUUCUACAAGCCAAGAUGCCGAAGCAUUUUCAGAAUUACGGCGACGAUGAUUCGGAGAAUUUUCAACCUCCAAAGCUUCCCGAGAAUUUCGAUUCGUUAAUGGGAAGUGAGAAAGAUAGGCAGGCAGAACUGUACCGGCGACGGCAGCUCCACUAUUUCUAUCUGGCAUUUACCAAUCGCAACAACAAGCCCCAUUUCCAGUCCAUGGGCACGUAUGAUCUUAUUGUAAGGAAUCGGCUCUAUGGCACUGCUAGCAAGCCAUGGGAAGGCGAUAAUACUUCGCUCAAGGCGGAAAUAAUACAUGCGUCGACCCGCUGGCCCGGCAUUGCCACUUCAGCGAUGAAACGGGCGGACUUUCCUGCAAAAUACUCCGAAGCAGAAGUCGUAGAAUGCCUCGAUAUCGAUAUAAAGCAGAAGAAGGUGGAUGAACAAAUGUAGCAACUGCGCGAUUUCUUCAGCGUUAA